AAUAUAAGCCCGCGAUAAAAACUUUUCAUUGAAUGUUUUGAGAACUUUUCCUUUCUGUUUUUCAAAACCUGUAUUUAUUAUUCGGGGAUUGCAUGCCGAAUUCUGAACUGUUAUAUUUAAGUAUCCCAUUAUUAUUAUGAACUACGCAAGUCCUCGAACCAAGCUGAAAAAACAUCUAGUCAGUCGUGGCGCUGAGAUUCCAGUACACUGGAGUAGUGACAUUCGGGACAUUUUUAGUUUGUUUAGUAGUAUGAGAAUAAGUUGAUUCACAUCUUUUUUUCUGGCAGUCAUCUUAACCAGCAGCUUUCAAUAACAACAGCAAAAAGAAAAAAUCUUAUUCCAGUAUUAUUCGUCAAGACCUCAAGAAAUUUUUUCAAAAUGGUUGGCUUACCUGCUCUCCGUCAAGAACCCACCGUAGCUGUGAAAUUUAUUAGUGCUGGGACUGCUGCAUGUAUUGCAGACAUUAUUACUUUUCCACUUGAUGUUGCUAAAGUAAGACUUCAGAUUCAAGGUGAAGGGUCCAUGCUUGCCAAAACCAGUUUAAUGAAAAAUGCAGUAUCUGCAAACAAAGGAAUGUUUGGAAUGAUAGUUAACAUCGUGCAGAAGGAAGGGCCGAAAAGUUUAUACAAUGGGCUUUGUGCUGGUUUACAGAGACAAAUGUGCUUUGCAUCUGUCAGGAUCGGGUUAUACGACUCUGUUAAAAACCAAUAUAGUGCUUUAGCAUCAGGAAGUGUAUCACCUGGCCAUGUUGGUAUCCGUAUAUUAGCUGGAGUAACGACUGGUGGUAUGUCUGUAGUAUUUGCACAACCUACUGAUGUCGUGAAGGUGAGAAUGCAAGCUCAAGUUUCUGGAACAGCUGCUCGUUAUGUUGGAACAAUGAGCGCUUACAGAACUAUAGCUGUCGAAGAAGGAAUGAAAGGAUUGUGGAAAGGUACCUUGCCGAACAUCACCCGGAAUGCUAUCGUCAAUGCAGCAGAACUUGUCUGUUAUGAUCUAAUCAAGGAGUUCAUUUUAGCAAGAAAAAUCAUGACAGACAACAUUCCAUGUCACUUCACAUCCGCAUUUGCAGCUGGAUUUUUUGCCACUAUUGUGGCAUCUCCUGUGGAUGUGGUGAAAACACGUUUUAUGAAUUCUGGACAAGGACAGUAUGCAGGUGCUAUAGACUGUGCUGUCAGGAUGUUUAAAGAAGGUGGUGUUAAAGCUUUCUACAAAGGGUUCAUGCCAUCCUUUAUUCGUCUCGGAUCAUGGAACAUUUGUAUGUUUGUAACCUUUGAGCAGUUGAAACGUCUUUUCACUCACAUUAGCCAAGGCAGUGUUGUGCCUCCUGUACCCAGAGUGUAUGCCGGUGCACCUCUUCCUGUUAGAGAUGCCUCAGUUGGGGUGCAGCAUCAUCAUUUGUGCCCCACUGUAAUCAAUCAGUGGGAUUAAACAUUUCAAAACUUG
Molecule: messenger RNA, 1443 nt
Organism: Uloborus diversus
Lineage: Eukaryota; Metazoa; Arthropoda; Arachnida; Araneae; Uloboridae
Product: dicarboxylate carrier SLC25A8-like
Exons: 7
Coding region: 379-1428 (349 amino acids)
Biological process (GO): mitochondrial transmembrane transport; adaptive thermogenesis; mitochondrial transport
Cellular component (GO): mitochondrial membrane
Molecular function (GO): oxidative phosphorylation uncoupler activity
Source: RefSeq, a predicted model, not a curated record